Molecule: messenger RNA, 729 nt
Organism: Misgurnus anguillicaudatus (oriental weatherfish)
Lineage: Eukaryota; Metazoa; Chordata; Actinopteri; Cypriniformes; Cobitidae
Source: RefSeq, a predicted model, not a curated record
AAAGUAAUUGUAAGGAUUUAUAAGAAUGAUUGCAUGUGCAAUUGCAUACAGGAUUUUCUUCCAUUUUUAAUUUCAUUUCCAAUUUGUAAACUUUUCCCGGUUGGUUCUCUCUGACCUCCUUGCAAUUAACAAAGUCAUGUGUGUGCAUAGGUGAGGGUGGAUGGGCAAAAUUAAUAAGGACCUACAGAGCUGCUCUCGGUAACACUGAGAUCAGCCAGUGUGUCACUAUGGGAGAUAUAAAGACCUUCUUGGAUACCAAGGACAUCCAAUACACUAAUUGUGUUCUUCAGUCCCAUAUGGACAUCACAGAGUGUUUCACAGAGGGAGAUGAGGUCGGAGAACUGCUGUUGGAUUUCCUAACUGAGGUGAUAGAGUUCAGUAAGAACGCUCCUGAGGACCUGAAGAAAGGAGUGCUGGACUUACUGAGACAUCCAGACUGCAGUAAUGAGGUGGAUGGCAGGAUAAUGUUCAACAAUACCAUGGAAGUUGUAGUGGUUGAGUCGUAGCCCAAUGACUCCUUAAUAUCUGACCGACCUCCACAAUUAAAUCUGACCUGACCUCCGCCAGUGCAGAAUGUGUCCUAUAUUUCUGUACCAGAAAUAUGGUAGUCUGGCUUAUUGUAACAUAUUAAACAUAAUAAACAGUAAUUGCAUAGCUUGGGCAUCAUAAUGUACACACAUAUUUUCAUUUAAAUAAAGGUCUAUUUUGAAAACCAGUGGUUAAAUAUGU